Messenger RNA from Cadophora gregata, 333 nucleotides. RefSeq lists its product as uncharacterized. Lineage: Eukaryota; Fungi; Ascomycota; Leotiomycetes; Helotiales; Ploettnerulaceae. The transcript has 2 exons. The record is from RefSeq and is a predicted model, not a curated record. Bases 1 to 333 code for a protein of 110 amino acids.
AUGACAAAUAGGCCACUGUGUGUCACUACGUAUCAAACUCAAGAACCCGACUACGGCUGCUCCAAAGAUUCCUCCUUUGUCGACAUAUCCACGUACUUCACCAUAAACCAUCUUCUGAUCUUCAAUCUCAACCUCAAUCUCAACCUCAAUCUCAAUCCCAUAAUGCAUCAGCUCAUUGGUUACCUUACUUCAACUACGUGGGAUAGGCCCUCACUUGACUCCGGGCUCAUCCUUCUGGGGAUAAGCUCCAUAGUCAGACUUAGACAUUUAGGAAGUGUCUCGUUGGAGAUGAACAACAAGAAGAUGUUCUACCCGUGGAUCCCAAUUCUGUGA